Molecule: messenger RNA, 1760 nt
Organism: Helianthus annuus (common sunflower)
Lineage: Eukaryota; Viridiplantae; Streptophyta; Magnoliopsida; Asterales; Asteraceae
Product: probable serine/threonine-protein kinase PBL21
Exons: 6
Coding region: 336-1478 (380 amino acids)
Biological process (GO): protein phosphorylation
Molecular function (GO): protein kinase activity; ATP binding
Source: RefSeq, a predicted model, not a curated record
UCUGUAUACGCACCAACACACACGCCGCUUAACCUCAUUCCCCUCCUCAAUUUCAAGCAAUUACAACCACUUCACACCUUUAUUUAUUCAUUCAUACUUUUGUAUUUUUCUUCUUUAAUAUUCUUCAGUUUUUUUUUUUUUUUCUACUUUUGCAUUGCUAAAUUGUUGUUGAAUUGUUUAUACCAAUUCCGCGUUGAUUUGUUACUUGUCCUAUUACAUGAACAUUUUUGUAUAUUUCUUUUAUAAUUUAAAAGAAUAUAUUUUAUCCAAUUUCUUGUGUACUCAAUUAGGGUUUUUGCUUCCUGAAUUUGAACUGUUGAACUGCCUCUGUGUUUAUGAUGAAAAGAUUAUUGCAAAUGAAGUGUUUUGCUUGCAUUAAAUGUUGCUCUAAAGAUGUUAAAAGUGUUGAUGCUGAUUUGGCUGGAUUUGCAGAUGUGAAAGUGAAUGAUAAUAUGAAUAAGGGGAAAAGUUUUAGUAGUCAAAGGGCAAAUGUGGCUCACAGUUUCACAUUUCGCGAGCUCGCGGUUGCAACGCAGAAUUUUAAAGAUGUGAAUUUGAUUGGUGAAGGUGGAUUUGGUAGUGUGUACAAGGGUCGGUUAGAAUCGGGGAAAGUGGUUGCUGUAAAGCAGUUGAAUUUAAAUGGGCUUCAGGGGAACCAGGAGUUUAUUGUUGAGGUUCUUAUGUUGAGUCUUUUGCGACAUUCGAAUCUUGUGACUUUGAUCGGUUACUGCACGGAUGGUGAUCAGAGAUUAUUGGUUUAUGAGUACAUGCCAUUGGGUAGUCUGGAAAAUCAUCUUUUUGAUUUGGAGCCUGACCAGGAGCCACUUGAUUGGCACACUCGAUUAAAGAUAGCUGUUGGUGCAGCGCGUGGGCUCGAGUAUCUUCACUGCAUAGCAAAUCCACCUGUAAUUUAUCGCGAUUUAAAAUCUUCAAACAUAUUGUUGGAUAAUGACUUUAAGCCAAAGCUUUCGGAUUUUGGACUGGCUAAAUUGGGCCCUGUUGGUGAUAACACUCAUGUGUCAACUCGAGUUAUGGGUACUUAUGGUUAUUGUGCUCCUGAUUAUGCUAUGAGUGGUAAAUUAACUACCAAGUCCGAUAUUUAUAGCUUUGGUGUCGUUUUGUUGGAGCUGAUUACCGGGCGUCGGGCCAUUGACACGACCAAGAAACCUGGAGAGCAGAAUUUAGUUGCUUGGUCACGUCCCUUUUUAAAAGACCGUAAGAAGUUUAUUAAGCUGGUGGAUCCCAUGCUGCAAGGUCGAUUCUCUAUGCGUUCGGUGCACCAUGUGGUUGCAGUAACCGCAAUGUGUCUUCAGGAGCAAGCAAAUGUGCGGCCCUUGAUUGGCGACAUUGUUGUUGCACUUGAGUAUUUAGCCUCUCAAGCUGAAACGUUCGAAAAUCAUAAGAGUUUGACUACUGUUGACUCACAACCGUCACCCUCAAAACAAGAUGAAGACCAUACUCGUGACCUAUCUACAUAACGGUUUUCCUGUUGCUGAUGUGCUUACAUCAGAAAAUGCCAAAGUUGUUUCGCCAAAAAGAUUUACUACAAACUUAAGGAAUGAUACCUCGCUUGUCGUUACAAUGCGUUAUGGAUAUAUAUUCUAUGUUCUGUUUGCCGCCACGGUGUAUAAUUCGUAAGUGUUGAUUUCAGGAUAUUGUUUUUUGAAUGAUGAUGGUUUCAUCUUGUAUGUAGAUAAAUAUAUAAUGUUUGGUUUCUUUGUCAAGUAACAUUUUUAUUAUAUGAGUUUUAAUUUAUAUGA